Kuraishia capsulata CBS 1993 is the source of this 1788-nucleotide messenger RNA. RefSeq lists its product as uncharacterized. Gene Ontology annotation, molecular function: GDP-Man:Man(3)GlcNAc(2)-PP-Dol alpha-1,2-mannosyltransferase activity. The transcript has a single exon. Lineage: Eukaryota; Fungi; Ascomycota; Pichiomycetes; Pichiales; Pichiaceae. The coding region runs from base 1 to 1788 and encodes 595 amino acids. Gene Ontology annotation, biological process: protein N-linked glycosylation. The record is from RefSeq and is a predicted model, not a curated record. Gene Ontology annotation, cellular component: endoplasmic reticulum membrane.
AUGGCAACUGGUCAGACGAUUCAAGUCACGUUACUAUUCGUGGUGUUUUUCAUCGUGGUAACGCUUUAUCGGUCUUUGACAGUGGUUUUGCCUCGGUACUUUUACGUUCCCUUUAACGGAUGGAAGAAGCACGUACAAGCAGCGGUUGAGAAGGCUUCCAAACUGGACAAACCGUGCGUUUUACCUCGGUCAAAAUUUGCCACUAGAUUUGGAACUAUUAGGCGACGCCUUGUUCUGGCGAGUAAGGAGCCAAUUCUGUAUUCUACAGUACCUUUGAACACACACAAAGAUACUGCGUCUGGAGACAUCAAGUACUCGCAGGUGUUGAGAAUUCCACAGGUGGAUCGGAUACCUGAGACCCGGGCUUCGGAGUUUCUGCUUGAUGUUAACCCUAAGGUUCCAACUGAUGAGUCUCGGAAGAAGAUAUUUGGAUUUUUCCAUCCGUAUUCAGAUGCCUCUGGUGGUGGAGAGAGGGUUCUAUGGGAAGCAGUUCGGGACACACUCGCCAAAUCAGAAAAGAAUAUUGCUGCCGUGUACACUUUCACACUUUCCGAUAACACAUCUGUUUCGUCUAUUCUGGCUUCUGUGAAAUCCAACUUUGGUUUGGAUUUCACCGAGUACGAGAAAAAUCUGAUUUUCUUGCAAUUACCCAACACCAAGAGAUGGGUCAUAGACGGGUCCAAAUGGAAGCAUUUCACGCUCAUAGCGCAAUCCCUGGCAUCUGUAUAUGUGUCUAUACUAGCCGUUUCAGCGCUUCCGCCAGAUGUCUGGGUUGAUACCAUGGGGUUCCCUUUCACGUAUACAUGGAUCUCGUUCUGUCUCAAAGUGCCGGUGGUUUCAUAUGUUCAUUAUCCGUUGAUCUCAUCAGACAUGCUUGGGAAGCUGAAUACCGCUUCGCUCAUAGGCUCACUGAAAUAUGUUUACUGGACUGCUAUCCUGUGGAUAUAUGCUGUGGCAGGCUCAUACUGUGACAUUGUUCUGUGUAAUUCGACCUGGACAAAAAAUCACAUUUCCAAGGUCUGGAGCUUCAACACCUCUGCCCCGGUAAUCUGCUAUCCACCAAUUGGCUCCAAGGUCAAUUCGGGUGGCACUCGUGAGAAAGUGAUCGUUUGCAUUGCUCAAUUCAGACCAGAGAAGAGACACUCUCUGAUCCUGGAGGAAUUUUCAAAGUAUUUGAAGAAAACAGAUUCGUUGACGCCAUACAAGCUCGUGCUAGUGGGGUCUGUUCGAGACGAUAACGACAAGCAGGCUGUUGAAGACCUUAAGAAGCUUGCUGCCAAAUAUCAGAUUUCGCACCUCGUUGAGCUGCGUUUGAACGUGAAACACUCAGAAUUACAGCAAUUGCUAGCUAGUGCGGAGGUCGGCUUGAAUGCGAUGUGGAAUGAGCAUUUUGGAAUCACUGUUGUUGAAUAUCUAUUCAACGGUUUGGUGCCUGUGGUUCAUGCCAGUGCUGGUCCAAAACUCGACAUCUGUGUUCCGUGGAACGGCGAAGAACUGCCAAUUAACGAAGCAACUGACUCCAAUGCCACUGGAAUUUUCUUCACAUCGGAAGAUGAUCCAGACUACGCAAAGAUCAACAAUGGAGUCACUCUGAGUGAUGCUCUCGUGUUGGCGGAGACCAUGGACCCAACUACCAGGGAUGCAAUGCUUCAAAGAGAACGCGAGUUGGCUCUGGCCAAGUUUGGCGAGACCGCGUUCCGCUCCAAAUGGAACGAUGUAAUUGAUGCGAGUUUGGCAAUUGAGCAGGUCAAGAGGUCUUCACGUGGAGAUGUCGAGAAGGUGUAUUGA